UUGAAUGCAUGACUUUGAUCUUUACAUCUUGUUCAUGAUAAUGGUGUUGACUGUGGAAAUAAGAAAUCAACUGUAGUUGAUCAGUGAGAGCUUUGUUUGUGUCGCAGCUCCUGCCUGCCGCGAGCAUGGAGCCUAUUGUAGCUCCAGCCACCUCGAGUGAGCGUCGUUCGAAGGACAUGCCGCUGAUGGCGCAGCGAUUCCAGGGAGGCAGCAAUCCUUUCGUCGUGGGCUUCGAUGUCACUGAGAAGAGCGUGGAGGAGGCAAGACGCAAGCGAAUGCAGCGCUUUGGCAAGGAGCUCCAGCCUUCAGCGUCGGCACAGCCAGCGAGUGAAGAAGCAAUGGAUGAGGAGGGUGCAGGCAGCGGAACCGAUUCUCAGUCUGCCCCGUUUGAUCCAGACAGCUUUCCCGAAGACGUGCCGGAGGGCAAUGGGUAUGAGCGACCGGACGCGCUGUACGUGUUUGGCGUGGACGACAUGAGCACGUCGGACGUGAUGAAAGUCUUCCAGACCUACAGUCCCAAUCACCUUGAGUGGGUCAACGAUCAGUCGUGUGUUAUCGUAUGGGAGGAUACAUUCUCAGCCAAGCGAGCUCUGUUUGCUCUCGGCCGCUGGGAAUUAGAUCGUUCAUCAGGCACGGCUACACGAGGAGAGGACUCUUCCACCGACUUGUCCUCUUCACUCACAAGCGACACAGGGGAGGACGGUUCACGGAGGAAGCCUAUCGUUGCUCCCGUUCCUGAACCCGUCUGCUGGAGGGUGACCGCUCCCGUGCGCAACACCCGCAAUCUUCUUAUCCGCCUGGCAAAGGAUGGUGACCGCAAGAGAAAGGGUGCUGCGAAGCAGAGCGAUUACUAUCGACGACACGGGAACCCGCACACGGGUCAGGCUGGUGCAGUCAACUUGUCGGAGUUGAGAGCUCGGCGUGCCAAGAAGCGACCGCACGAGGACACCGAGGAAGCUUCAAUGCACGCCGCCGAGGAUGCACCGAGCGCACCACCAGUGGCGCACGAAACGACGGAGAUCAAACGGGAAGAAGAGGACGAGGAGGACGCACAGAACGCCCACCUACUCAUCGAGGUCAGCAACACGAAAGCCGACGCACCUCCGCCACAGCAGCAGCCUGGCAGCUCGACCAGCGACAGCUCCAGCAGCUCCGACAGCGAAGACGACGACGACGAUGAUGAGGAAACGAUGCCUGUCGCCGCUGGCAGUGCAACGAAACCAGGCAACGUCCAGACGCUGACGAUCAAAGUGGAGCAGGACUCGGACGACGACAGCAGUGCUGCGCGGCGUCACCACGCGGCUAGCCGUGGCACUCCCUCUCCCCGCCCGUAUCGCUCGCCGUCACCGAAGCGUGUUCGUCACCGCGCGGAUGCUGCUCGCACCAGCGUGGACACUGCAGCGCCGUCGUCAUCGGCGGCACCUCACACCGACCCGGACCACACGGAGAAGAUGUGCAUUACGAUAACGGUGGACCGCCAGGCGGAGGAGCGGGAGCGACAGAGGCAGCAGCGCGAGCAGAAUCGCCUGCUGGACGAGCAGCGGGAAGCCAUCCUGGAGCGGCGACGCCAGAGGGAGAAGCUCGGACACAAACCGGGUAACCUGUCAUCAGUGGUGGUUCGGCCAAACAGCUCACGAUCGCACGGCUCGCAGCAGCAGCAGCAGCACGCAGCAUCAAACUACGAGAGUUCCGAGUACGAGCCGCACCACCGCUCUCUGCCACCCGUCAAGCACGAAGACGAGGCGGAGGAAGACGGUCGCCGUGACGACUAUCGUGCCUCCGGCAGCAACGACCUUCGCCACCGUCUGCGCCGUAACCGGAAAGAGCAGGCGUCCUCUGCUGGCGUGCUGUCAUCCGGCCAGGGACGCUUCAAAGCGCCUAUGCCCGGCUCCUUAACGAUCACGUGCGAGUUUGAAGACCGGUAAAACGGUCCGCUUGCGUCCGAGCUGUAACUACCGUGAACUACUGUUAGUUUAAAGCUGCACUUCUUUGGGCCCCGCAUGAUCCCCUGUGGCCAUCGUUUGCGCCUGACUUUACGUCGGGAUGCACCGGCCGUUUGUGUAUUGCCCGACGGACAACGGUGCGACUUCCAGUGCGAAUUUAGCUCGUGCCCGGGACGUCCUGUGAGUGUGAGGCUAGGGGUGGAAGCUGACACGGCACUGCUGCUGCGCUGCCACUGAAGCUGGCCACGGCCAAGAACGCUAAGCCUUUCUUCGGGCUGCGGGCGUCGUUGGCGCGUCAUGUAUCACACAUGUGGCGCGGCGGUAAGCCAAACUUAUCUGCCACAGCAACCGAGCAGUUUGCUUUACGUGCUGCCGGUACACGUUUCCAGGUUGUCUACUUUUGUGGCUGAUUCUAGCCAGCGAUGUUUUUCGUCCGCUUUCCUUUCCUUGCUUGUCAUCUGCUUUCUGCGUCGUAUCUUGUUUGAUGUCGUGUCACGUAGUUGCUGCCGCAGUUUUGGUUCUAAUGUAUUUUCGAAGAAUGCAUGUAUCACUCGCACUGCUUGCCUGUGUCAUGACUGCAGUUGCAGUAGCGACUGCACUGGUCGGAGUCUCUCUCUCUCUCUCUCUCUCUCUCUCUCUCUCUCUCUCUCUCUCUCUCUCUCUCUCUCUCUCUCUCUCUCUCUCUCUCUCUCUCUCUCUCUCUUUCUCCCUCUCUCACUCACUCACUUAUGACUGUCUUUGUUUCAUGCCAACUGAUGUUGCAGCGCAUGCGCGUUUCGAUUGGACGCCUCUAGGCGGCUGGCGCAAGCGUGCUGUUGAACGCUGCUAUGUUCCAUUUGCCAUUUCGAAUAUAUUCCUCACGCAGUCUGUGUCUAAACUCCAUGCUCGAUGAUUUAAUUAUUUUUCUGCAUUGGUGCGUUGCUUGCGCUUCUCCGUUCAUGAGGUGUGUGCCUUGUGAAUGGACCCAAUGGAGUGACUACUGCACGACCUAUUCACAUGAUAAAACUGGAAUCUUCAGCCGAUGAUGGAGAACCCUGGCCAUUGCCUGCAACAAGA
Molecule: messenger RNA, 2999 nt
Organism: Sycon ciliatum
Lineage: Eukaryota; Metazoa; Porifera; Calcarea; Leucosolenida; Sycettidae
Product: nuclear cap-binding protein subunit 3-like
Exons: 7
Coding region: 126-1925 (599 amino acids)
Cellular component (GO): nucleus
Molecular function (GO): mRNA binding; RNA 7-methylguanosine cap binding
Source: RefSeq, a predicted model, not a curated record